AGAUGGCGGAAGAAGAGAACCAGUUUGAAGAAUUUGAGCAGAUAGACUUUUUGAGAGACCGUCAUGUCCGAUUCUUCCAGAGGACCUUGCAGGUGUUACCUGAGCGGUACGCGUCGCUGGAAACAACCCGGUUGUCUAUUUUAUUCUUUGCCCUGUCUGGUCUGGAUGUGUUGGAUGCCCUGGAGGUGGUGGACAGUAAAGUGAUGAUUGAGUGGAUUUACUCACAACAAGUUCUACCCACCCAGGAUAAAUCCAAUCUGAACCGUGGAGGGUUUCGUGGAUCAGCACAUAUUGGGAUUCCUUACAGCACAAAGGGUCCAGGUGUGCUCCAUCCGUAUGACAGCGGCCAUGUUGCCAUGACCUACACUGGCCUGUGCUCACUGUUAAUCCUUGGAGACAACCUGAGUCGGGUGAACAAAGAAGCUGUUCUGGCUGGUCUCAAAGUGCUGCAGCUUGAGGACGGCAGUUUCUAUGCCGUGCCAGAAGGAAGUGAGAAUGACAUCCGGUUUAUCUACUGUGCAGCUAGUAUCUGUUACAUGCUGGAUGACUGGUCAGGCAUGGACAUCCAGAAAGCCAUCGAGUACAUCCGGGGAAGUUUGUCAUAUGACAAUGCAUUUGGCCAAGGAGCUGGGAGAGAGUCUCAUGGUGGUUGGACGUACUGUGCCAUAGCCUCGCUGUGCCUGAUGGGCCGGCUGGACGAGGCUCUGAGUCCGCGCGAGCUGAACAGGAUCCGGCGCUGGUGCAUCAUGAGGCAGCAGAGCGGCUUCCACGGACGUCCCAACAAACCUGUGGACACGUGCUACUCCUUCUGGGUGGGAGCUACACUGGAGCUCCUGGAUGUGUUCCAGUUCACACACUUUGAAAAAAACAGGAGCUUCAUUCUGUCCACACAGGACCGUUUGGUCGGCGGCUUCGCCAAGUGGCCUGACAGCCAUCCAGACCCUCUUCAUGCCUACUUGGGGCUGUGUGGCCUGUCUCUGAUCGGAGAGCCUGACCUACGGAAGGUCCACCCAGCUCUUAACAUCACCCAGAGAGCCUUUCAGCACCUCCAGCAGCUGCAGCAGUCGUGGAGGGACAACGCCGGCAGCUGCGUCGGACAGCAGUGAAAGCGGGACGAUUUACUGCGUUCACUCCGGAGCGGACGCCGUCUGUCAGUCACCGGUCGAAGGCGGCAGGACUUCUGCCGCAUCUCAGACAUGUUUGGCUGCUCAAGAAGUUUGAAUUGUUUGGAAUUGCGAGGAUCUAAACACUUGGGGACCUCAUUUAAAGUCCAUCUAAAGCAACUUAUUUGUUGAGCAAUAUACGCCACACCUCUUUGCUGCCUUUUAAAAAGAAAAGAAAACAAAAAGCAAGUAGUUGUUAAUAAAGCUAUGCGGUGCGGUUUGUGAAAAUACAAUAUAAUAAUGUGCCAGAAAGUGUAAUUCACUGGAGACUUGAACAAACGUCAGAUGCCUCCAUCUUUAUUUUAUGGCCUUUUUUUUUUCUUUUUUUUUUAAUUAUGACACUUUUCUUCAGAGAUGUAUUGCUUUACUUCCUUUUCUCUGCUUUGCUAACUUGCCUGGCACUUCAGUCCGAACGUAGCUGCUGGAUGUUUUUAACCUCUCACGAUGCAUCAGGUUUUAAUGGGUCGUGACCUCUGCUCCCCAGCUUGAAAUCUGAUACCAUCCCUAAAGCUUUGCUCCCUAAAGCUUCUCGCUGCAACGUUCUCCAGUUUCACCUCUGCAAGCUUUAAUUUUCAGAGCUCAAGAGAUCGAAAUAAAAAUAAAAAUGGAACUGCUUGGGUGACAUUUGAAAUGGGGCUAAAUGUUCCUCGGUUGUUGAUUAGUUACGAAUUUUAAGAAGAUUUUGGAAUUGGUUUCACUUGAAGCCUUUUUAUAGGGAUUUUAUCUGACAGGCCACACCCUGCGUGGCUCGUAAUUAUGCAAUGGAAGGAAAAUUGUACAAUGUUUUCAAUAUUUUUUUCAGAAAUCUAAAGUACAGAGCAUUUCUCUGUUUGUUUAAUUCCUCUACAUAUCUGCUUUAUAUGUGAUGAAGGGCACUUUCAAACAUUGGAUUCUCCAUUGGAUGUAAUUCUGGACUUUGACUGGGCCAUUUUAACAGAUCAAAACGCUGUGUUCUAACACAUUUCUUUGUACCUCUAGCCGUGUGCUUGGGGUUGUUUUCCUCCUCCUCUCCCCAAGUCUAAAGAGUUGCUGCCAAUAAGAGGCUUUCAUCAACCCUGACUACUUUUAUCAUUCCUAGUGAAAAUGUUUAAAGUUGGUAAAACUGUGCUGGGGUUUAGGGUUGGGUUUCCAUCACGUCGCCUUUUGCUUGUGAGGCUAAAAGUUUUGGUCUCAUCCAACCAGAGCCUUUUCUUCCACAUGUUUGCUUUGUGUCAAACUCCAAACAUUGCUUCUUCUGUGAGGAUCACACAUGUGAGGAGGAAAAGCUUGUCCCGCCUGAGCAGUGGGCCCCCGCAGCUCCUCCAGAGUAUAUAUAUAUAUAUAAUUGUAAUUUUGAAAACCGUGUAAUUUUCCUUCCACUCCAUUAUUGUUUGGUUGUAAUGCAAAAACUUGUAAAAACAAAACAAAAAAGGAAUUAAGGCGCAUGAAUAAUUUUGUCAAGCGCUGUAAAUUUCCCCUCUCGAAUUCAAAACAAAUCUCCAGCAGUGUGUUACAGAGGCUCCUCAUGACCUCAUUCACCUGUGAGGUCACAUCCAGCUGGAAAUCUACGGAGAGAUUAGACAAUAGCCUCAUAACCAGAGGAAACUGUUCUUUGAACUGUUCAUUCGUAACUCCAGAAAGGAUGCAGGAUGAAAUAAAGAACAAUGGCCGUGACUGCACCUCCAUGUGUCAGGAAGCAGAAACGGCUUCUGUUGAUCGCCAUGAAGACUUUCAGUUCACUCUGACUUCUUUGCAGGUGUUUGAGCUGAGGUCCAAAAUGCCGUUCAUGACCUGGCAAAGAGAGUCUUUCCACCUUUUGCCUUUACAUCAGUCGUCUGUCUGGGAGCAGGAAAACACAUUUCCAGCUUUCACACAUCGCUACUUGAAGCAACACCCCUUUCUCUCUUUUUCUCUUAUUAUAAUGAGGCCACAGUGUGAGGUGACACCUGCUCCCCGAGCUCACGCGUGAUGAGACGCUUUGACUGCAUGUCAGAGACGCAGCUGCCCGUCUGCUGCUUGUUUACCUGCAGCUCUUCUCUGUGCAGACGCGCCUGUGACUGCAUUUAGAAGCCACACUGAGGCUGGCUCUGCUAUCGGGGAAAAAAAAAAAAAAAGGGGAGAAGAUGUGAGGAGAGCUGAAUGAAUAAAUAACGUGAGCCAUCUAUUAUUAAAAGUAAGCUGUCAGAGGCUGGAUUCAGCUCUUUGAAUCCAGACCAAAUCCUCGGCUUUGGUGCGAAAACAAUAGGAUUCUUAACUAAUGUGCUGUAUUGUUUAUUUUGCACUGAUGUGAAACAAUUUUUCUUUCUCAAAUAAUGUUACCAUUUUUUUAUUAUAUAUACAUAAUACAUAGAAACCGUUACCACAAAACGCUUUUAAAAUGUUGCUGAAACGUGUGGAGUUUUUUCUAUCACACUCUCUAACGUUGUGUUUUCUUUACCUAUAUGUUACAAGCCUGUUCUCUGGUUGAACAUAAAGCGAACUGGAGCACUGUAAGUAAUCAGUUUUCUUCUUGGUUUCCAACCAGAGUGAUUCAGGUUGGCUUUUAUUUGUCCGUGUACAUAGAUGAAGUCACAUGAUGAAGCCACUUUUCUCCAGCUUGCCUCCUUACUGUGCCUAAUGGAUUGUUUUCCGUCGCUGCUCUCUGAAUGCUUGGCUUUCGUUUGCUUCUCUUAUUGCCUAAUUUAGAUUUUGCGUGGAUCCUUCUAUGAAAAGUGACAGUGAAUAUCAAGUCAACCUACACAGGAAGAGGAUCGUGUGACCUGGAUAUUUGUUUAGAUUUCACAGGACCAUACGUGUUGUUCACAUGUGUGACGAUCAGAUAUAUAAGUAGGCUGCUUUCUGAUUGGUAUCGUCCAGGAAUAUGUUAGGAUUUAUUUUGUCAUUGUCACUUUGCAGUGCUAAUACAUUGUUAUUUCAGCUCAUAUUACACAGCAGACGAGACCCUCAGUUCCAGCAGCAUGAAAUACAGACAGCACUGCUUUGUGCUUCCAAAAGCUGUGAAGAAAUUGUCCAAGAGAUGCAGCCAAAACACCACAUGCCGUUUUACGAAACACUGCUAUACAUAUUGUAACGAUAAAUCAUGUAACAAAACAAAAUAAUGGAGUUUAUUUUUUCUAUGCUUUAUAGAAAUGUUGGUGUAGAUAGAUGUAAAUGUCUAUGAAGAUGCGACUUCUGCUGGGGAUGUGACCAGAAGGUCUUUACAUCAGAAGCUCCGGACCUGCAGGUGUUGGUGUGUGACGUGUUCUUGAAGUGCGGCUUUUCGAGUUUGGACUAAUGCUGAUUCUCGCUUGGCACAGAAAUUGUAUUUAUGGUUAAUAAAACGUGUACUAACUUUGA
Molecule: messenger RNA, 4478 nt
Organism: Poeciliopsis prolifica (blackstripe livebearer)
Lineage: Eukaryota; Metazoa; Chordata; Actinopteri; Cyprinodontiformes; Poeciliidae
Gene: pggt1b
Product: protein geranylgeranyltransferase type I, beta subunit
Exons: 9
Coding region: 3-1106 (367 amino acids)
Biological process (GO): protein geranylgeranylation
Cellular component (GO): CAAX-protein geranylgeranyltransferase complex
Molecular function (GO): CAAX-protein geranylgeranyltransferase activity
Source: RefSeq, a predicted model, not a curated record